Molecule: messenger RNA, 10349 nt
Organism: Coregonus sp. 'balchen'
Lineage: Eukaryota; Metazoa; Chordata; Actinopteri; Salmoniformes; Salmonidae
Source: the annotation of a GenBank genome assembly
CUACGUCAUCCACCGGCGACAGAUGCUUCUGCGCGACAUUUGUUUACACGAUGGCGUCGGUGGAUUUGAGAGGUAGCGAAGUGUUCCUUUCAUUAAUUGAAAAGUUAUGUAUUCUGUAUUUUAAAUGGAAUAAAUAGUAAGGAACACUAAUGUAACUCGCUUACGGUUUCUGAGAAUUAAAAUAAAUUGAUGACGCUUUCAGGAACAUAAUUAGCUUGACAGCACAAAGCUAGCUAGUUUAGCUAACGCGUUAGCAAGACAGCUAACGAUCUGUUUACCUUGUAGUCAAACUAUUUUUAUUUUUAUUUAACCUUUAUUUAACUAGGCAAGUAAGUUAAGAACAAAUUCUUAUUUACAAUGACGGCCAAACCCGGACGACGCUGGGCCAAUUGGAUAAGAGCGUCUGCUAAAUGAUGUAAAUGUAAAUUGUGCGCCGCCCUAUGGGACUCCCAAUCACGUCCGGUUGUGAUACAGCCUGGAAUCGAACCAGGGUCUGUAGUGACGCCUCAAGCACUGAGAUGCUGUGCCUUAGACCGCUGCGCCACUCGGGAGCAAACUAGUCAGCAAGUCUUUAUCAAAAACAAAUAUGCACGUUAUACCUACAUGUUUACCCCAAUUCUUGUAAUAAAACGAGUAACUCCAUUCGUUACCUGCUGCUCCUUCUAGACAACAACCUCCUGGGGAUAUCGUGGGUUGACAGUGGCUGGGUGCCUAUCCUCAACCCUGGCAAUGUGCUGGACUAUUUCUCUGAGAGGAGUAAUCCGUUCUACGACCGCACCUGUAACAACGAGGUGGUGAAGAUGCAGCGGCUCACUCUGGAACAUCUCAAGUAAGAGUUUCUUCUGUUAUUGGCUUUGAAUAUUGCUGACAUACUGACUAUGAGCUGUUUUCCUGUGUAGGGGUCUUACUUUAAAAUAGUGAUUUUAUUAGGCCUGCAUAUUACUCCUUACAUCUAUUACAGUAACACUGCCCCUGACACAGGUGAAGCCGACUAGUCCCGUUGACAGUGUCCAUGACACAGAUGAAGCCGACUAGUCCCGUUGACUGUGUCCAUGACACAGAUGAAGCCGACUAGUCCCGUUGACAGUGUCCAUGACACAGAUGAAGCCGACUAGUCCCGUUGACAGUGUCCAUGACACAGGUGAAGCCGACUAGUCCCGUUGACAGUGUCCAUGACACAGGUGAAGCCGACUAGUCCCGUUGACAGUGUCCAUGACACAGAUGAAGCCGACUAGUCCCGUUGACAGUGUCCAUGACACAGAUGAAGCCGACUAGUCCCGUUGACAGUGUCCAUGACACAGAUGAAGCCGACUAGUCCCGUUGACAGUGUCCAUGACACAGGUGAAGCCGACUAGUCCCGUUGACAGUGUCCAUGACACAGAUGAAGCCGACUAGUCCCGUUGACAGUGUCCAUGACACAGAUGAAGCCGACUAGUCCCGUUGACAGUGUCCAUGACACAGAUGAAGCCGACUAGUCCCGUUGACAGUGUCCAUGACACAGGUGAAGCCGACUAGUCCCGUUGACAGUGUCCAUGACACAGGUGAAGCCGACUAGUCCCGUUGACAGUGUCCAUGACACAGGUGAAGCCGACUAGUCCCGUUGACAGUGUCCAUGACACAGAUGAAGCCGACUAGUCCCGUUGACAGUGUCCAUGACACAGAUGAAGCCGACUAGUCCCGUUGACAGUGUCCAUGACACAGAUGAAGCCGACUAGUCCCGUUGACAGUGUCCAUGACACAGGUGAAGCCGACUAGUCCCGUUGACAGUGUCCAUGACACAGGUGAAGCCGACUAGUCCCGUUGACAGUGUCCAUGACACAGGUGAAGCCGACUAGUCCCGUUGACAGUGUCCAUGACACAGAUGAAGCCGACUAGUCCCGUUGACAGUGUCCAUGACACAGGUGAAGCCGACUAGUCCCGUUGACAGUGUCCAUGACACAGAUGAAGCCGACUAGUCCCGUUGACAGUGUCCAUGACACAGAUGAAGCCGACUAGUCCCGUUGACAGUGUCCAUGACACAGAUGAAGCCGACUAGUCCCGUUGACAGUGUCCAUGACACAGGUGAAGCCGACUAGUCCCGUUGACAGUGUCCAUGACACAGAUGAAGCCGACUAGUCCCGUUGACAGUGUCCAUGACACAGAUGAAGCCGACUAGUCCCGUUGACAGUGUCCAUGACACAGAUGAAGCCGACUAGUCCCGUUGACAGUGUCCAUGACACAGGUGAAGCCGACUAGUCCCGUUGACAGUGUCCAUGACACAGAUGAAGCCGACUAGUCCCGUUGACAGUGUCCAUGACACAGGUGAAGCCGACUAGUCCCGUUGACAGUGUCCAUGACACAGAUGAAGCCGACUAGUCCCGUUGACAGUGUCCAUGACACAGAUGAAGCCGACUAGUCCCGUUGACAGUGUCCAUGACACAGAUGAAGCCGACUAGUCCCGUUGACAGUGUCCAUGACACAGAUGAAGCCGACUAGUCCCGUUGACAGUGUCCAUGACACAGGUGAAGCCGACUAGUCCCGUUGACAGUGUCCAUGACACAGGUGAAGCCGACUAGUCCCGUUGACAGUGUCCAUGACACAGGUGAAGCCGACUAGUCCCGUUGACAGUGUCCAUGACACAGGUGAAGCCGACUAGUCCCGUUGACAGUGUCCAUGACACAGGUGAAGCCGACUAGUCCCGUUGACAGUGUCCAUGACACAGAUGAAGCCGACUAGUCCCGUUGACAGUGUCCAUGACACAGGUGAAGCCGACUAGUCCCGUUGACAGUGUCCAUUGAAAGUGCUUCUUAGUCCAGGACUAGGCGUAACCUGUGUCAGCAAAACCGUCCGUCCAGCCCAUGGAUCAAUUUCUGUGAGUGUAAUAAUAAUAAUGUAGUUACUAGCCUAACUGACAUACAAUUGUGUCUAUUUCAGUCAGAUGGUUGGAGUGGAGUACAUUCUCCUUCAUGCCCAGGAGCCCAUCCUCUACAUCAUUAGGAAACAACAGAGACAGUCUCCUACUCAGGGUGAUCCACAGAGAACACACACACACACACACACCACAGACGUCUGACACACACAUACUCAAAAGAAAACACCUCUGUCAAUACCCCCUUGGAAAGUUUACGUCAUCUUCCCAUGUCCUUUAUACCAGGCUCUAAUUCUAUAUCCUGUACUCUAUAUUGUGUGCUUCCUCUUCCCAGUCAUACCUUUAUCUGACUACUACAUCAUAGCUGGGGUGGUGUAUCAGGCUCCUGAUCUGGGAACAGUCAUUGGAUCCAGAGUGGUAAGAGAGUGUCAACCCCCUGGCAUUGUCAUUACUACGUUAUAGUGUUAUUACUAUGUAAUUACUAUGUUGUUAUUACACUGUUGUCAAUACUAUGCAAUAGUGUUAUAACUAUGUUGUUAUUACUAUGUUAUUACUAUGUUGUUAUUACACUGUUGUCAAUACUAUGCAAUAGUGUUAUAACUAUGUUGUUAUUACUAUGUUAUUACUAUGUUGUUAUUACACUGUUGUCAUUACUAUGUUGUCGUUGCUAUGUUGUCGUUACUAUGUUGUCGUUACUAUGUUGUCAUUACUAUGUUGUCGUUGCUAUGUUGUCGUUACUAUGUUGUCGUUACUAUGUUGUCGUUACUAUGUUGUCAUUACUAUGUUGUCGUUUCUAUGUUGUCGUUACUAUGUUGUCGUUUCUAUGUUGUCGUUUCUAUGUUGUCGUUGCUAUGUUGUCGUUGCUAUGUUGUCGUUGCUAUGUUGUCGUUACUAUGUUGUCGUUUCUAUGUUGUCGUUGCUAUGUUGUCGUUACUAUGUUGUCGUUAUUAUGUUGUCGUUACUAUGUUGUCGUUACUAUGUUGUCGUUACUAUGUUGUCGUUGCUAUGUUGUCGUUGCUAUGUUGUCGUUGCUAUGUUGUCGUUACUAUGUUGUCGUUACUAUGUUGUCGUUACUAUGUUGUCGUUACUAUGUUGUCGUUGCUAUGUUGUCGUUACUAUGUUGUCGUUACUAUGUUGUCGUUGCUAUGUUGUCGUUUCUAUGUUGUCGUUACUAUGUUGUCGUUACUAUGUUGUCGUUUCUAUGUUGUCGUUACUAUGUUGUCGUUACUAUGUUGUCGUUGCUAUGUUGUCGUUGCUAUGUUGUCGUUGCUAUGUUGUCGUUACUAUGUUGUCGUUACUAUGUUGUCGUUACUAUGUUGUCGUUACUAUGUUGUCGUUUCUAUGUUGUCGUUACUAUGUUGUCGUUACUAUGUUGUCGUUACUAUGUUGUCGUUGCUAUGUUGUCGUUGCUAUGUUGUCGUUUCUAUGUUGUCGUUGCUAUGUUGUCGUUGCUAUGUUGUCGUUGCUAUGCUGUUAUUGCUAUGUUGUUAGCACUUUGGGUUUUAGAAAAGUGUGGAAUUAUCUUGGUUGAUGUUGGGAUCAAAUCUAUUGAAAUUCCAGUCAAUUUAGAAAGUAAACCAAAUUUAAAAAGCAUUGAAGAGAAUUGGAAUUUCAGUAUACUUCCUGAAUUGACAGGAAUUGUCCUCAACCCUGGUUGACAUGUGAGUUGAUGGGGUGCUGUCGUCAUGUAUUGACUGCUGUUAUUUUCCCCUGUCUCCCCACAGCUGUCUGCUGUACAUGGUGUCCAGUCUGCCUUCGAUGAGGCCAUGUCAUACUGUCGCUAUCACCCAUCUAAAGGAUACUGGUGGCACUUCAAAGACCAGGAGGAGAGAGGUAUGUUAACCAGUGUUGGGGUCAAUUCCAUGUCAAUUCUAGUCCAUUCAGGAAGUACACUGAAAUUCCAAUUCUCUUCAAUGAUUUUCAAUGAGGAAAAUGUGGAAUUGGAAUUUGGUUAACACUAACCCUGGGGUGUGGUUGUUUUACAGCUACAGUGAGGGGAAAAAAGUAUUUGAUCCCCUUCUGAUUUUGUACGUUUUCCCACUGACAAAGACAUGAUCAGUCUAUAAUUUUAAUGGUAGGUUUAUUUGAACAGUGAGAGACAGAAUAACAACCCAAAAAUCCAGAAAUACGCAUGUCAAAAAUGUUAUAAAUUGAUUUGCAUUUUAAUGAGGGAAAUAAGUAUUUGACCCCUCUGCAAAACAUGACUUAGUACUUGGUGGCAAAACCCUUGUUGGCAAUCACAGAGGUCAGACGUUUCUUGUAGUUGGCCACCAGGUUUGCACACAUCUCAGGAGGGAUUUUGUCCCACUCCUCUUUGCAGAUCUUCUCCAAGUCAUUAAGGUUUCGAGGCUGACGUUUGGCAACUCGAACCUUCAGCUCCCUCCACAGAUUUUCUAUGGGAUUAAGGUCUGGAGACUGGCUAGGCCACUCCAGGACCUUAAUGUGCUUCUUCUUGAGCCACUCCUUUGUUGCCUUGGCCGUGUGUUUCGGGUCAUUGUCAUGCUGGAAUAUCCAUCCACGACCCAUUUUCAAUGCCCUGGCUGAGGGAAGGAGGUUCUCACCCAAGAUUUGACGGUACAUGGCCCCGUCCAUCGUCCCUUUGAUGCGGUGAAGUUGUCCUGUCCCCUUAGCAGAAAAACACCCCCAAAGGAUAAUGUUUCCACCUCCAUGUUUGACGGUGGGGAUGGUGUUCUUGGGGUCAUAGGCAGCAUUCCUCCUCCUCCAAACACGGCGAGUUGAGUUGAUGCCAAAGAGCUCGAUUUUGGUCUCAUCUGACCACAACACUUUCACCCAGUUCUCCUCUGAAUCAUUCAGAUGUUCAUUGGCAAACGUCAGACGGGCCUGUAUAUGUGCUUUCUUGAGCAGGGAGACCUUGCGGGCGCUGCAGGAUUUCAGUCCUUCACGGCGUAGUGUGUUACCAAUUGUUUUCUUGGUGACUAUGGUCCCAGCUGCCUUGAGAUCAUUGACAAGAUCCUCCCGUGUAGUUCUGAGCUGAUUCCUCACAUUUCUCAUGAUCAUUGGAACUCCACGAGGUGAGAUCUUGCAUGGAGCCCCAGGCCGACGGAGAUUGACAGGUCUUUUGGGUUUCUUCCAUUUGCGAAUAAUCGCACCAACUGUUGUCACCUUCUCACCAAGCUGCUUGGCGAUGGUCUUGUAGCCCAUUCCAGCCUUGUGUACGUCUACAAUCUUGUCCCUGACAUCCUUGGAGAGCUCUUUGGUCUUGGCCAUGGUGGAGAGUUUGGAAUCUGAUUGAUUGAUUGCUUCUGUGGACAGGUGUCUUUUAUACAGGUAACAAGCUGAGAUUAGGAGCACUCCCUUUAAGAGUGUGCUCCUAAUCUCAGCUCGUUACCUGUAUAAAAGACACCUGGGAGCCAGAAAUCUUUCUGAUUGAGAGGGGGUCAAAUACUUAUUUCCCUCAUUAAAAUGCAAAUCAAUUUAUAACACUUUUGACAUGUGUUUUUCUGGAUGUUUUUGUUGUUAUUCUGUCUCUCACUGUUCAAAUAAACCUACCAUUAAAAUUAUAGACUGAUAAUUUCUUUGUCAGUGGGCAAACGUACAAAAAUCAAAUACUUUUUUCCCUCACUGUAUUGUUUUACAGGGGUGUUUAUUGGUACAUUGGUUUUCAUUACGAACAAUAAAUUAUUAUUUUAUAGCCUAAUGUGUGAUACAUAUUAAGCAUGUUUCACUAAACCUGGACUAAGGCAGAUAUUGUUUUCCCAUCCCAUGACCUUGAUAAUACAUGUACUGUAUCUAAUGUGUUUCAACCAUUCUCCUCAUCAAUGGUAUUCUGCAACAAGAUGGCGCCGACAGACUUGGCACCUCUGAUUCUUGCUUCUAAGCAACUUUCCUAUUCUAGUCAAUGCCAUCUUAUUCAACUAUUGCUGUAUAUAUACUAAUCUAUCCUACGUAUUCUACAGAUAUACUACAUAUUCUAUCCACAUACUGUCUAUAAUGUGUCUACACCCCAUCACAUAUAUAUAUAUAGGCUCUGUCGCGGCCGGCCGCGACCGGGAGACUCAUGGGCGGCGCACAAUUGGCCCAGCGUCGUCCAGGGUAGGGGAGGGAAUGGCCGGCAGGGAUGUAGCUCAGUUGAUAGAGCAUGGCGUUUGCAACGCCAGGGUUGUGGGUUCGUUUCCCACGGGGGGCCAGUAUAAAAAAGAUAUAUAUGUAUUCACUAACUGUAAGUCGCUCUGGAUAAGAGCGUCUGCUAAAUGACUAAAAUGUAAAUGUAAUAUAUAUAUAUAUAUAUAUAUAUACAGUGCCUUGCAAAAGUAUUCAACCCCCUUGGUAUUUUUCCUAUUUUGCUGCAUUACAACCUGUAAUUUAAAUGGAUUUUUAUUUGGAUUUCAUGUAAUGGACAUACACAAAAUAGUCCAAAUUGGUGAAGUGAAAUUUAAAAAAAUAACUUGUUUCAGAAAAUUCUAACAAAUAAAUAACCGAAAAGUGUUGCGUGCAUAUGUAUUCACCCCCUUUGCUAUGAAGCCCCUAAAUAAGAUCUGGUGCAACCAAUUAACUUCAGAAGUCACAUAAUUAGUUAAAUAAAGUCCACCUGUGUGCAAUCUAAGAGUCACAUGAUCUGUCACAUGACCUCAGUAUAUAUACACCUGUUCUGAAAGGCCCCAGAGUCUGCAACACCACUAAGCAAGGAGCACCACCAAGCAAGCGGCACCAUGAAGACCAAGAAGCUCUCCAAACAGAGCAGGGACAAAGUUGUGGAGAAGUACAGAUCAGGGUUGGGUUAUAAAAAAAAUAUCUGAAACUUUGAACAUCCCACGGAGCACCAUUAAAUCCAUUAUUAAAAAAUGGAAAGAAUAUGGCACCACAACAAACCUGCCAAGAGAGGGCCGCCCACCAAAACUCACGGGUCAGGCAAGGCGGGCAUUAAUCAGAGAGGCAACAAAGAGACCAAAGAUAACCCUGAAGGAGCUGCAAAGCUCCACAGCGGAGAUUGGAGUAUCUGUCCAUAUGACCACUUCAAGCCGUACACUCCACAGAGCUGGGCUUUACAGAAGAGUGGCCAGAAAAAAGCCAUUGCUUAAAGAAAAAAAUAAGCAAACACGUUUGGUGUUCGCCAAAAGGCAUGUGGGAGACUCCCCAAAUAUAUGUAAGAAGGUACUCUGGUCAGAUGAGACUAAAAUUGAGCUUUUUGACCAUCAGGGAAAACGCUAUGUCUGGCGCAAAUCCAACACCUCUCAUCACCCCGAGAACACCAUCCCCACAGUGAAGCAUGGUGGUGGCAGCAUCAUGCUGUGGGGAUGUUUUUCAUCGGCAGGGACUGGGAAACUGGUCAGAAUUGAAGGAAUGAUGAAUGGCGCUAAAUACAGGGAAAUUCUUGAGGGGAAACCUGUUUCAGUCUUCCAGAGAUCUCAGACUGGGACGGAGGUUCACCUUCCAGCAGGACAAUGACCCUAAGCAUACUGCUAAAGCAACACUCGAGUGGUUUAAGGGGAAACAUUUAAAUGUCUUGGGAUGGCCUAGUCAAAGCCCAGACCGCAAUCCAAUUGAGAAUCUGUGGAAUUACUUAAAGAUUGCUGUACACCAGCGGAACCCAUCCAACUUGAAAGAGCUGGAGCAGUUUUGCCUUGAAGAAUGGGCAAAAAUCCCAGUGGCUAGAUGUGCCAAGCUUAUAGAGACAUACCCCAAGAGACUUGCAGCUGUAAUUGCUGCAAAAGGUGGCUCUACAAAGUAUUGACUUUGGGGGGGUGAAUAGUUAUGCACGCUCAAGUUUUCAGUUUUUUUUUUCUUAUUUCUUGUUUGUUUCACCCAAAAAAAUAUUUUGCAUCUUCAAAGUGGUAGGCAUGUUGUGUAAAUCAAAUGAUGCAACCCCCCCCCCCCCCCCCCCCCCAAAAAAAAUAAAUAAAUCUAUUUUAAUUCCAAGUUGUAAGGCAACAAAAUAGGAAAAAUGCCACGGGGGGGCUGUAGCCACUGUAUUUGUACUCUGGACUCCGACAUUGCUCGUUCUAAUAUUUAUAUAUUUCUUAAUUCCAUUGUUUUACUUUUAGAUCAGUGUGUAUUGUUGUGAAUUGUUAAGAUAUUACUGCACUGCUGGAGCUCGGGAACACAAGCAUUUCACUACACCCGCAAUAACAUCUACUAAAUAUGUGUGUGCGACCAAUAAAAUUAGAUUUUUGAUUUGAUGUCUAUAGAUGCCAAAGCCAAGCCAAAGUCCAAGAAGAAAGAGGAACCCAGUUCCCUGUUCCAAAGACAGCGUGUGGACACACUUCUACUCGAUUUGAGGUCCAAGUUUCCUCCAACGUAUUACCAGGUAUGACACACCUGUCAGUUAGUCAUAAUCAGCCAAUAUACAUUAUACCGAUUUAAUUGUAACAUUGUAUUAUUGAGGUUCGCAUUUGGUAAUCUAUAUUCUGUUGUAAUUCUUUCCUAAAAUUUUGCCACAAUUUUAGCCUAAGCCUGGUGAGAAGCCAAUCCCAGGUAAGAUUGUUACAGCUAAUAUUGCAGAACCAUUUGCUAUUCUUUUGCGAUAGGUUUUAGACAUUUAACACCAACCAAAUGUUGAUGAACAUUACUAUUGGAAAAGGUUAGGUCAUGUUUAAAAAAAAAAACUCUGGACAUUUUGUAAUCUUUUCUCUGGUCAUGGAGUCUUGUUUUUUCACCCUGUGUUCUGUUUUCAUUUGACUGUCUAAUCUACUGUAUCUAUUCUAAUCUACUGUAUCUGUUCUAAUCUACUGUAUCUGUUCUAAUCUACUGUAUCUAAUCUAAUCUACUGUAUCUGUUCUAAUCUACUGUAUCUGUUCUAAUCUACUGUAUCUGUUCUAAUCUACUGUAUCUGUUCUAAUCUACUGUAUCUAAUCUAAUCUACUGUAUCUGUUCUAAUCUACUGUAUCUGUUCUAAUCUACUGUAUCUGUUCUAAUCUACUGUAUCUGUUCUAAUCUACUGUAUCUAUUCUAAUCUACUGUAUCUGUUCUAAUCUACUGUAUCUGUUCUAAUCUACUGUAUCUAUUCUAUUGUAGUGGAGGUGAAGAAGGAGUCUGAACCCCCAGCAGAGACGGUGAAGCAGGAAGAGAGAGAGAGAGAGCCAGCCACCAAGACUUCUGCUCCAGCUCCCCCCAGCAGCAAACCACCUCCGGAGAAACGGGCCAGGCUACAGUGAUGACCGAUGGCCACUCCUGUAUAUAUUUCUGAUAAUGUCCAUUCUUCGAAGAAGAAGAAGAAGAAAAAAAGCACACUGCUCUUGCCAGUAUCACCUUUUUGUUAAUUCAAGCUUAUAUGUCAGCCUCUUGGCCUUCGUCAUUGAUGUGUACAUUCUCACAUUGGCAAGGCACACAGAAUGGACAUACGGCACAGGUAGAACCCAAUCUGACUGAACAAUGCUAAGGAAGUUGUUUGUGUCUGAUGGAAGGUGUGUGGAAAUGGACCUCCAUCCCAGACCAAACAGACCGUAACAACUCAUGAUCCUGUUUCUGAAGGGCUUGACAGUCAAUUAACAUGGAAUGGCAUUAGGAAAGGAAAAUUAAUAGUCCCAAAUGGCACCCUAUUCCC